Naegleria lovaniensis is the source of this 2169-nucleotide messenger RNA. RefSeq lists its product as uncharacterized. The record is from RefSeq and is a predicted model, not a curated record. Bases 1 to 2169 code for a protein of 722 amino acids. Lineage: Eukaryota; Heterolobosea; Eutetramitea; Acrasida; Naegleriidae. The transcript has 3 exons.
AUGGAAGACUUGAAACCAGGACGCGUUUUUGUGUGGGGUAAAACCACUCGCAAUGAAACCGAAGGCACUCUCAAAGAGCCCACUGCUGUUCCAUACUUUUUUGAUGUUCCAGUUUUGAUGGCUGCUUGUGGAUUGGGUUUUACUGCAAUUUUGACAGAAAAGAGAGAAGUCUACACACUUGGUUCUCGAAGUUGGUACAUGACUGAUUAUGAACAUGAAGACGUGGAUGACACUAAAAACUCAUUGGUUCAUUGGCGAGAACUUUCCAACAAGGAUGUCAUUCAAAUAGUUUGUGGAUUGAAUUUUUGUGCUUGCCUGACACGAUCUGGAGAUAUUUACACAUGGGGAAGUGGAAUGUAUGGUCAAUUGGGACAUCGAGAAGAAAUUGUGAAUUCUUUUGAGGAAUUUAAAGUUCCCAAACCCACACGAAUCGAUCACUUUUCAAAUUGUAUUUUUAUUGCUGCUGGUGAAGAAUGUAUGGCUUGCAUCACACGUGAUAAACAUUUAUAUACUUGGGGUAAGAAUUUUUGUGGAAUGUUAGGUCACGGAGAUGAGAAGGAUGUCUUUGAACCCAAACGUGUCAUUGGAGUGACAAGCACUGGAAAAAAAUUCAAUGAUUCUGAAGACAAUCUUGAGAAUGAUGGAGUGGAUGACUUGGAAGAUGAUGUCAAUGAUUAUGAAUCUCUUGAAAAGGAAGAAAUUAUUCAUGUUGCUUGUGGACAAUCUCACAUGGCUUGUAUUACUGCAAAAAACGAAAUUUUCACAUGGGGCAACAACUUUUUAGGUCCAUUGGGAAGAAUUCUCGACAUGAAACAAGAAUCUGAUUUUUAUCCUCGUCUCGUCGAUUUGGUUCAAGUUGGAGAUCUCGUAACAGAGGAAAAUCUUAAACAAAGUGAUGAAGUUGAUUUUGUGGCGAUCGAAUGUCUCAAAUAUAAUACUUUGGCAUUGACUUCAGAUGGACGUUUGUUUAGUUGUGGUAAAGGCGGAUGUGACGGAGGAGGACAUGGUGAAGCUCCAAGAACUCUUUUAUGUGUCAUUCAAAAUGCAUUGGAAGGAAAGCGUGUGAAAUCCAUUGCCAAGAGUUCAUUUGCUACUCACACAGGUUGCAUUGUGUUGAAUAAUUCAGACGAUGAUACUUCCAUGAACAAGGGUGGACGUGAUGAAUUGUACAUUUGGGGAAAUAAUGAAGAUAACAAAUUAGGAAUUGCAGAGCUUAAUGAUGAAAGUUUGAGUAUUGAUGAAGCUUCUCUGUUGUAUCCUAAAAAGUUUCCAUUUCCAACCACGACUCGUGAAUGUUUUUACAUGUGCUGUGGAGAGACACACACUGCAGCAAUUUUGAAACCACAUCCAUCCGAUAAGAAUCCAAAUCCAGAAUUGACUUUGGAGAAAUUUGAAAAGGGAGAAACUCAUUUGGCUGCCACGAAUGCAUCCUCCCAAUCGAAUCAAACGAAAAAGGAAACUUCAAAAAUUGUGGAAGAAGAAUACGAUUCAGAAUCAGAUGACGACGAUGACGAUGAUGAUGAAGGAAAGGAUUCACAAGAGGAUGAAGAUUUUAUGAAUAAGGGUGAAAAGAAACCCUCAACGAAUACUACGAAUUCUACUACAUUGACAACAAGUGCUGGUACUACUAUGGUGACAGAUACAACUUCUCAAAAGAAGAAUGUGACCCAUUCACAAAUGACCACUACAACGACUGGUGUUAAAACGACCACUCGUGGCAAUGACAGCGAAGAUGAAGAUGCUGACGACGAGAAUGACACGAAUACCAAGAAAUCUCAAGUCACUUCAUCCCAAACGAACUCUCCAGCAACAUCUUCAUCACCAACGCCCACAAAAACAACUGGCACGACACAAAAAUCAAAAACUUCGACUCCCGUAAAAGAACUUCAUGGAUAUUUACAAAAGAAGGGAGAAAAAGGUUUUGUCAAGUUAUGGCGAAAACGUUGGUUUAAUUUGGAAGGAAAUUAUUUGUGUUAUUAUGAAAAAGAAGGAGGAAAAUCUAAGGGAGCUAUUGGAGUGGAUGAUAUUCUGGAUGUUCUUCCAGGUGCUACUCAAUAUGGAUUUAAUAUUUCAACCACUACUGGAAGAGUGUAUGAAUUACAAUGUACCAGCGAUCAAGAAUUGAAAUAUUGGACAACAGGUCUGCAAUCUCUCAUUAAAAAGAAGUAG